Messenger RNA from Agrilus planipennis (emerald ash borer), 1827 nucleotides. RefSeq names its product sestrin homolog. NCBI's taxonomy places the organism in Eukaryota, Metazoa, Arthropoda, Insecta, Coleoptera, Buprestidae. Gene Ontology annotation, biological process: cellular response to leucine starvation; regulation of response to reactive oxygen species; cellular response to L-leucine. Gene Ontology annotation, molecular function: oxidoreductase activity, acting on peroxide as acceptor; L-leucine binding. The coding region runs from base 327 to 1673 and encodes 448 amino acids. The transcript is spliced from 7 exons. The record is from RefSeq and is a predicted model, not a curated record. Gene Ontology annotation, cellular component: nucleus.
UCUAUUAUGAGUCAGUGAUCGUUGGCUGGCGGUAGAUGUAGGUUCGCGCUCGAUGAAGCGGUGUAGUAAUGACACUCGUUACCGUUAUUCUUAAGGUGAAUUAGAUAAACUCAAGAAAUAUUUUAAUAAACGACUUACUGAACUAUUUCUUUUGUGUUCGUGAUUAUAAAUCAGUGGUCGUUUUGGCUAACGCAACUGUGAAAUUCAGACACGUCUUCAUUUUGUCGUUAAGUAGUUAGUUCGUUUUCAUUUUUCAAAGUAAUAUAGAAGCUGACAAAAUUCCUAUUGCAAAACAAAGCCUCGGACCAGUACAUGAAGGAACCACCAUGGGUCACAUACAGAACGAUACCCAAGAAUUAUUUAUAGACGCCUUUCUGCAAAAUAAUAAUCGGCUCGAUCAUGUUACGCAAGUAAUGGGUUAUCAUCCCGAUUAUAUGGAUCAUUUCCUUAGAACACAAAACUUUAUUUUGAAAGGCGAUGGUCCUCUGCCGUUCGAUUAUAGGCAUUACAUUGCAAUCAUGGCCUCAGGUCGUCACCAGUGCAGUUACCUAAUAGCGUUACAAAAACAAGAAUUUUUGGUACAAGGGGGGAAUCAUACAUGGCUGAAAGGUUUAGACCACAUACCACAAAAACUUAAAGAUCUCUAUGAAAUCAAUAAAAUACUGGCCCACAGGCCUUGGCUUCUAAACAAAUCUCAUAUUGAGAAGUUAACCAAAGGCAAGGACAGUUGGUCCCUAGCGGAAGUGGUUCAUGCCAUAGUAAUUCUGACCCAUUUUCAUUCGCUUUGUUCAUUUGUUUUUUCUUGUGGAGUGAAUCAAGAAGUGGACCAGAUAGGGGCUCACACGUAUCAUACGUCGGGGGAAACCCACGUCGACAUUGUCGUCGACUCUAGUUGUAUAAAAUUUUUUAAAAAAAGUGUUCAGCAAGAUGUACCUGCGAAUAGACAAGACUGGGAAGACUCUUCAAGUGGUAGUCCUCCUCCCUCUCCGACUGAACCCGAGGUUGGAAUCACAACUCUUAUGCAACGCAUGAAAACUUUAUCUGAGAAAAACGAAAAAUGUACUCAGGUAGAAUUGACCAAACGUUUUGAAAAUAUUGAACAUCAGUCAGCUGAAUUGGGGGUUGUUGGCCCAGAACCCCAAGAAACUCCUGCAGAUAUCAGCGGUUUUAUCGAAGAUGCAAGUUUUAUAUAUGAAGAUUUUGCCAAAAGAAAUGAUCACGAUGAUAUACAAACUUUCAGAGUUCAAGAUUAUUCAUGGAAUGAUCAUGGAUAUUCAUUGGUUAAUAGACUCUACAACGAAGUGGGUAGUCUGUUGGAUGACAAAUUUAGAACUGCUUAUAACCUCACCUAUUAUACGAUGGGCGGUCGUACAGACGUGGACACAUCAAAAUUUCGAACAGCUAUUUGGAAUUACAUUCAGUGUCUAUUAGGCAUCCGACAUGAUGACUAUAAUUAUGGGGAAAUUAACCAGUUGCUCGAGAGAUCAUUAAAGACAUUCAUAAAAAGUGCAUGUUGUUAUCCUGAGCGGGUAACCAAAAAAGAUUAUGAUAAGGUGCUAAGAGAGUUUAAACAUAGUGAAAAGGUUCACGUAAAUUUAAUGAUAUUAGAAGCUCGAAUGCAAGCGGAGCUCCUUUAUGCACUUCGAACUGUAAAUCGGUACAUGACAAAUUAAUAAUGAAGGUGACAUGUCACAUACACACCUGUACACACACAAACAUAUUUACACAACACGUGUUUUGGUAACGGUGUUUGUCCGUACACCUACCGUAUAUUGAUAUCAUUUUUUCUAUGAUUAUCUUCAUUGUUUUUGCUCGUCGAUUAAUUAA